GCACUCUAAAAACAGUCGUGCCGAAGAUGGCGACGUGUGAGCGGCGGCGUCCGCGCGGUGUUUAAUCGAGGAGAGAGAGAGUGAAGCGAGAGGAGGUGUAUCAUGUUGCCGCGGUCGCAAGGCCCGCAGUGUUUCCGUGAUCCGCGUUAGACUCGGCGACAAAUGUAAAAGGAAUGUCAGAGGCGAAACGGGCGCCCCUGCAGACCCUGGAGUUCCCGGAGCCCCUGGGCCACGCGACGAAGGAGAAAAAGGGGAACAUGGGCAAGCAGCUCGCGCCCUCCUUCCGCUUCGCGCUCACCCUGCCCGAGUCCAACGAGAAGACAUGCCCCGAGUUCAACUACGCGCAGCUCCUCAAGUCGGCGGAGAAAAAGCGAACGAAAGAACAAAAGGGGAGAGAUGAGAAUGCGACCAAUGGACUGGACCCGUUCGACGACGAUGAUGAGGAUAAGCUUAGAGAUAUGGCGAAACGGUUCGAGGCGAAAUAUGGAACAUCUACUAUGGGAAAGAAAAGGCACAAGUAUGACGGUUACGUGGAUUUGGGUGCGGGAUAUGACGAGAACGAUUCCUUCAUCGACAAUACUGAUGCUUAUGAUGAAAUUGUACCCGAAGAGAUGACCACAGCGCACGGAGGUUUCUAUAUUAAUUGCGGAGCUCUCGAAUUCAGAGCAGCCGAUAGACGUUCGUUAGUCCAUAAUAAUAAUAAUAAUACUAAUAAUAAUAAUAACAAUAAUAAUAAUAAUAGCGACGAUGAGGAGAGUAGUGAAAGUAGCGAAGAGGAUACCGAAGAUGUAGAUAGUCCUAAAAGAAUAGAUAAACGAAUCAUUAGCUCCUCGGAUGACGAUGAGACGGAAGAUAUUACUGGUGAAAACCCGCGAAAAAGACGGAAAAUUGAGGAAAAUAACGAGAAGAAAAUUAAUCACGAAAAUAGUAAAAAGAGGAAAAAGCCGCAAAAUUAUCAGGCACAGGACGCACAACAGCAAAAUUCUCAACAAGAUUUGGAUCUUUUGAGACGAAAGGAAAAGAAUGAAACGACAGAUGCUGAAGGAGGUACAGCCUCGGAAGAUCAAGAGGAAAAGAAAAAGUCUGACAAACCAGAGAAAAAUAAAAUAAAUGAGAAAAAGUUCGAUAUUAAAAAGUUCGAGAAAAAAUCGGCCAAUAGUAACGGAUACGACGCAAAGAAAAUAGAUCUAAAAAGACUAGACGCUAAAGACAGCAACAUUGACGAUGCGAUAGAGAGUGUCGUUAAUGCGGCUAGAGGAAUCGAAGACGAAUCGAGUCGCGAUACAAUGGAUUCGGGAAAAUCUCGCGUUCUUUACGUUGAAUCUGAUGGGGAGGAAAUGGAAAAUAAGGAAGCGUCUUUGCCCGAGAAUCUACCUGAGGAUAUAAAAGAAAUUGUGAAUAAACUAAAGCUCCAAGCAGAAAAUAACAAAGAUGGCAAAAGUAAAUUCUUUAAUAGCGCAAUUAACGAAGUACUCUUUACUUUAGAGAAGAAACUGCGAAUGUUAAAUUCGCCUAGCAUAAGAUUACAAACUUAUGGACAUCUAGUGCGGUUUUUACCUUGUAGCAAAAUUACUCUUCUCAGCAGGGCUAAGAAGCUUUAUUUGAAAGACGCUGAACAUAGAGUGAAUGAACCAAUGCAAAAAUUAAAGGCGCUUAUCGAUAAUGUUAUGCCUUCAGUUAUGGACAAAUAUAUGAAGGAAUGUCAGAAAGUUGCCGAUGAAAAUCCUCAAUUAUACUGGGAGAUAUAUCGGUACUGUUGGGGUUUUGAAGGAUCUCCUGCAGAUGCAGAGAGCAGUGAUGAAGAAGAUGGUUCGUCUAAAAACACGGAAAAGCCGAAAAUACCACGGAAACGAUUUCCAUGGACUGACGAAGCAAAGAAAUUCGUUCUUGAAAUUGCGAACGCCAGGAGACAUUACUUCAAAAUUCUCAGAACAAGAAAAGAGAGUAUGGAAUCAUUUGUUGCUACUUUCAUGGAUGCAAAUGUCUUACCAUUGUGGCCACCCGGAUACGUGCGAUUGCAAACUUUGCUAAAAUAUGCUAGUCCAAUUGAACCCGCCAUUAAAAAGAAGUUGAAGAAACCAAAAGAAAUGGUCAAUGCAAACAACGUUACCACUUCUGCCAAUACUCAAGUUUGUAAUGUUGUCGCAAAGAACGAUGCAACAAAUAUGAAUAAUCACGUGCCUCAGGAAAACGAGAGGACAAACAUGAAUGUAUCCAAAGUACAGGUCAUCGGCGAAAAUUUAACAAAUUUUGCAAGUCAAACGUCGGCGAAGUCUAGUGACGUCAAUACUGAACGGAAGCAACACAGUAGUAAAUAUAAAGAUAAGCAUAUAGAAAAUAGCGCAGGUCAAGAAGGAGUCGUGGUUCCCAAUAAUUUCACAGUUGGUAAAAUUUCUGUAGUACCUACAGCACAACUAAUGGCACAAAAACCAGUUAAGAGUCACGUUGAGAAGUUUAACUUUAUGGAUUUAACAAACAGUUCUCUGUCCAUAACACGUGUUGAUUACGACAAAGUAUCGACAAAGCUAACUGAAACAAUAAAGGAUAGAGUUUCUAUCACGGCAUGUCCGGAACCCGUAUCUCAUUCGAAAACAAAUGAAACUCCUCAAGUUGGACAUCAUUCCGCAUAUAGACAGGAUACUUCCUAUUCGUCAGCACAGGCCUUGAAACUCAGGUUCCUGCAGGAAAAUACUGAUGUUAAAUGCGAUAAGAAAUUGGAUGACAAAGAUGUCGACGCGAUGGUCAACAAGACUGAUAAAAAAGAGAAAAAACGAGAGCGAUGUGUGGAAGUCAAGCAUAAAUCGUCGCACGAUCAAAAGAAAAGAAAAAAGGAUCACAAAAUGAUUGAGCAACAGACAGGGCCUAUUAAUCAAGACGUAGUGCCUAUGCCACAACAAACGACCCUUUCGAAAGAGGAACAGGAGCAAAGGCAAAACGAGGAAACGAUUGCCGCGACUAAUUUCCUCAGUCAAAUUAUCAACGAUGAUUCUUCGCCGCGAGGAGUAUUAACUGAUAAACGGAAAGACGGUUUUAUGACAGAUGAUACCUUAGGGAAUGCGGUACAACCAACAGAACAGGAGAAGGAUGUCCAGAUGGUAAUGAGAUCGUUGAAGGAGCUGCAAGAGUUACAAGAAAUGAAAUAUUCCCCUAACAAUUCACCGGUCGCCGGUAGUAUGCAAAAGCCUGGUAAAUCGAACGCGCAGUAUGUUGCUUAUCAAGAGGAUUAUCAAAGAUUGUAUCUCAAAAAGGAUGAUAAAAUGAGGUCUAAGGAAGAAGCGCAAUGGUAGAAACGACGUAUGCUAUCGGCUGUUUGAAAUUUUCUUUUUCUUGGGAACGAUAUAGUGAUGAUCGGUUAUUAGUUUUGCGAGAGAUAAUAAACCGAACUCUUGAUAUAUUAAUGUAAUUACAUUUUGUUUCAUACGAACAAUGGAGCGAAGGCUGACAGAAACUUCUUCCACUAUGAAUUCGCCGUUAUUGGCGAUAAAAAUGCGAAAUAAAAUGCAUGCAGCUAUCGAAUAUAAGUUAGCGAUCAUACUGUGUAUGUCGUGUGUAAGGAUUUUUAAAAUAUUUUCAAAAAACCGCCAAAUUAUGUACAUACAUUAUAAAUUCGCUAGUGAUAGAGUUUCGGUUAUAUGUGUACAGUAUAAGUAUAUAAAUUAUAAAAUUCUAGAGUACUCAAGAAAUGUGGAUAUACUUGACAAAUGGACAACACGCGAAUAGCGAGCGCAAAAUAGAAUUUAUUUAAAAUUUUCUAUAUUAUAUAAUCAAAUUAAAUUUCGUUCAUAUUUACUAUGCUUAUAUAUUUUCAAAGUUUUAAUAACGAAAUUCACAUUUGCUCUCCGUUCGUUAUUUGUUCGGUGUAUGUAUAUCUUAACAAGUAUUUAUGUAAAUAAGUGAGCAGCGUCAAAUCGCUCCGUGAUUUGGGUGGAAAAUUCUACAAGAAUUUUAUUUUCAUUUAUUCGACGAGCAGUCUGUGAUUUUUUUUAUUGCGAUUUUUCCGAGGUAGGCAUUUAAUGCUUUCAGUUACACAUUUUAUUUUAAUCAUAAACAUAAGCAUUAAAUACCCAUCUCAACUAAUUUUUAAAAAAUAACGUCACAAUAUGAAAAAUAGAUUAUUAAUGCCCGUACAACUUUGCUUUACAUAUAAUUCUAUUUUUGAUCAUCCUAUGUCACAGAGCGAGAAAAAGAUGUCUUUUGUACUGUUCCUCUUUGCGUUUCGAUUAUCAUUUCGAUAAAGAUUUAGAAAGCUACCAAAGUUCGAUUUCGAUUUAAAGUUAGAUUUAAAAUGUUAAAUCUUACCACGUCUUAUUUAAAUGCUGAUAAUCUAAUAAAAUUAAAGAAAUGAUUAAAAAAAUUAUUUUUCUUUAUUAUAAUACUUUAUCAACAUUAUACAAUUUCUUAAUAUACUAAUAACACGAAAUAUCCUAAAAUCCUAAAAAAAAAACGUUAAGCUGAAUAAAAUUUAAAUAUUUUGAAAACGAAGUAUUUUCGCAACUCCGCAUUUAUGAAUUCAAUUACAUUUAGUUAGUAUUACGUAUUUGUAAAAAUUUAUCGAAAUCGGAUAUGGACAGCUUUUUAAAAUUGAGCCGUCAUUUCUCAUUACAAUGUAUGUACGCAAACGAAAGAGUACACUUAAUUCGGUAUACAUAUUAAUUUAACUUUUUGAAAUUCCAUUACUACUUUCUAUGAAUAUGAUUUGUUGUAAAUGAUUUUUUUAAUAAUAGAUUGGCGAUUCGUUAUAGGUAAUUAUAAUUAUAAAUGCACUGGCGAUUGCAUAGAAUAAUUAGAAUGCAAACCGGCGGUACUGGAUACGCGCAUUAUUUUUUUGAUAGGAGCAAAAAGUCAUAAUACUUCCACUGUACAUUACCUUCGCCAGGUCUUUUUUUUGUCGUAACAUCACAAUAAAAUGUAUUUUCAAUGCUUCAUAGUGUCAGAGGAGGGAAUGCGAUUAUCAUUAGAUUAGCUGAAGAAGACGCGAGCAUCCGUUGCUUUCUCGACUUGCAGAUUUGUGUGGCUUUGUAUGUGGCUUGACUGAACAAUAGAUACGUUAGAUAGUGCGGAGAGGAAACAAGUGCGAAAGGACGUGUGAGAGAAAGAGAGAGAAAUGUCUAAGCGAUAGAUGAGAGUGCGUGAAAAAACGAAAGAACGAGAGACAACUAGAAUAUUUUUGGAAUACAUAAAGAUGACUAGUACUGUA
Messenger RNA from Solenopsis invicta (red fire ant), 5197 nucleotides. RefSeq names its product ubinuclein-1 (gene yem). The coding region runs from base 174 to 3287 and encodes 1037 amino acids. Lineage: Eukaryota; Metazoa; Arthropoda; Insecta; Hymenoptera; Formicidae. Gene Ontology annotation, cellular component: nucleus. The transcript has 12 exons. The record is from RefSeq and is a predicted model, not a curated record.